AUGCCCUCCAAACCGACGACGGCGGCGGCGGAUACCGCACCCUCCUCGAUCCUCAUCAUCGGCUCCGGCGUCUUCGGCCUCACAACAGCGUACGAGCUCGCGCAGCGCCCGCGCUACGCAUCCACGACCAUCACCGUCCUCGAUCGCUCUCCCAUCCCCGGUCCCAGCGAGGACGCCGCCUCCGUCGACUCCUCCCGCAUCAUCCGCGCGGACUACGCCGACCCGGCCUACGCCCGCCUCGCCGCCGAGGCCCAGACCGAAUGGCGCAAGACCGAGAACCCUUCUGACCUCGGCGCCGAGGGCCGCUACAGCCAGUCUGGCCUCUGCCUUGUCGCGGACCCGACCCCGACGGCCGCCUCUUCCUACUCACCGGCCCCCUCGCCCUCCUCGCAAACCGUAAACACUAACGCCCAGGCCAAGCAAAAAGCCAAGAAGACCUCCCUCGAAUAUGUCCGCGAGAGCUACAACAACGUCGUCUCCCUGGCGGGCAAGGACGGCGACAAGAUCAUCAAGGAGCUGCCUACCCCCACCGCCAUCAAGGACUUCCUCGGCACGCCCAUCGCGCCGGGGACAUGGGGCUACAUCAACCCCCUCGCGGGCUGGGCCGACGCCGGCGCCGCAAUGUCUUACCUCGCCGCCAAGGUCCAGGCCCUCAACCGCGUCAACUUUGUGUCCGGCACCGCGACCCGCCUGAACUACGGCCCCGACGGGAUAACAGUCACCGGCGCGACGCUCGACAACGGCAGAGUCCUCUCGGCGGACCUCGUCAUCGUCGCUGCCGGUGCCUGGACGGGCCAGCUCGUCGACCUCUCCGGGCAGGCCAUCGCCACGGGCCAGGCGGUGGGCUACAUCGACAUCACCCCGUCGGAGCUCGAGGUCCUCCGCAAGAUGCCAGUGACCCUCAACUUCAGCACCGGCCUCUUCAUGAUUCCCCCGGCGGGCCUCCAGCUCAAGGUCGCCCGCCACGCCUUCGGCUACCUGAACCCGACACCAAUCCCCCACCCGUCACCCUCGAGCCCGCCCUCUGCCCGGUCCACCGUCUCCCUCCCCGCGACGCACCUCACAGACCCGAAGCUCAAGUUCCCCAAGGAGGGCGAGGCCGCCCUGCGCCAAGCUGUCCGCACCAUCGUGCCCAUCCCCGCUAUCCACGACCGCCCCUUCGUCCACACCCGCCUGUGCUGGUAUACAGACACCCAAUCUGGUGACUUCCUUGUAUGCCACCAUCCCGAAGCCAAGAACCUCUUCGUCGCGACGGGCGGCAGCGGCCACGGCUUCAAGUUCCUGCCCGUGCUGGGACGCGAGAUCGUCAACGUGCUCGAGGGGCGCGGCGAUGAGGUGUUCACCGAGAAAUGGCGGUGGAGGGAGGUCAAGAGCAAGGCGGACGUGACUGAUUUGUAUGAGCACAUCAUGACCGAGGACGGCAGCAGAGGUGGCAUCCCUGGUCUUUUGCUGAAGCAAGAGCAAGCUAAGUUGUAG
Colletotrichum spaethianum is the source of this 1476-nucleotide messenger RNA. Its product is annotated as L-pipecolate oxidase. NCBI's taxonomy places the organism in Eukaryota, Fungi, Ascomycota, Sordariomycetes, Glomerellales, Glomerellaceae. The record is from RefSeq and is a predicted model, not a curated record. Bases 1 to 1476 code for a protein of 491 amino acids. The transcript has a single exon. Gene Ontology annotation, molecular function: flavin adenine dinucleotide binding; L-pipecolate oxidase activity; proline dehydrogenase activity.